CAACGUUGCUAACUUCACGCAGGUACAAGAAGAUAGAUCAAGUGAAUAGGAUUGGACACAUUUGGUUGGAAACCUAUAUCGACUAUAUUUAAUUUUAUUUUCUUUCAUUUUUUAAAAAAAUAUAAGUUGGUCUUCAUUCAUUUUACUUCUUUUUUAACCCAUUUUAUUUAUUACAAUAAGAUAAUGGCUCGCUACUUCAAGGAACAAGAUAUUGAUGAGUUCCGUGAAUGUUUUUAUUUGUUUGCUCGUUCCGGUCAGAUUACGACCUUAGAUGAGUUGACCGUUAUUAUGAGAUCAUUGGGCCUAUCCCCGACCAUACAAGAGUUGGUGGGUUAUUUGAAGAAGAAAAAUGGUAAAAUGAGUUUUGCCGAUUUCUUGGAAAUUAUGCACCAACACACAAAAGUUGAGAAUCUGCCCGAUGAAGUAAUAGCUGCCUUCAAAGCUUCAGAUACACACAAUACUGGUUUAAUUCCAGCUCGUCAAUUGCGUAAUUUGUUACAAACAUGGGGCGAAGGGUUGUCGGUUAGAGAGGUUGAUAACAUUUUCCGUGAAGCCAAUGUUGGUAACAACAGCAUGGUACGUUAUACGGAUUUUGUUAAAAUAGCUUGUGCUCCUGUUCCCGAUUAUUACUGAUUGCACAAAUAUAUGUAUUAUGAUGUUUAAUGUACACAUUCCAAUGCAAAUAUUUUGUUAAAAUAUCGAGGUUUAUAUAGUUUACAUUUUACCCGUAUAUAAAAGUAUUUCUACUUAUUUUGAUAGUUUUUUCUAUUUAUUCAAUGGUUUUUUAUUUAUGUAUAUUCAUAUAAUUAAAUAAUAUCAAUUAUAAUUCAAUUUCAA
This is a messenger RNA of Musca domestica (house fly), 837 nucleotides long. RefSeq names its product calmodulin-like protein 4. The transcript is spliced from 4 exons. Gene Ontology annotation, molecular function: calcium ion binding. Gene Ontology annotation, cellular component: myosin II complex. The record is from RefSeq and is a predicted model, not a curated record. Lineage: Eukaryota; Metazoa; Arthropoda; Insecta; Diptera; Muscidae. The coding region runs from base 184 to 633 and encodes 149 amino acids.